Oncorhynchus mykiss (rainbow trout) is the source of this 10961-nucleotide messenger RNA. The record is from RefSeq and is a predicted model, not a curated record. NCBI's taxonomy places the organism in Eukaryota, Metazoa, Chordata, Actinopteri, Salmoniformes, Salmonidae.
GAGGAAGGAGGAGGGAUUGUGGUUGCGUCUGGUGCUAUUGUCAUUCUGCUGUUGUGCGCUUCAGCGGCAGGAGGGACUGCUGAAAGGAGGAGUAGAAAACAGAGCCAGGGAGGACAGAGAGAGAGAGAGAGAGAGAAAGAGAGAGAGAGAGAGAGAGAGAGAGAGAGAGAGGACAGGGAAAGAAAGAAUAGAAAGGAGAGCCUGGGCAGCACUGCAACAGCUGCUGCAGCAGUCUGUCAGGCGGACAGAGAGAGGCAGAGGGAAUGAGGAGAGGAAAAAAUGAAUAAUCUAUCUGCAAAGAAGAGCAAAGAUCCAAGGACUGUGCCUUGUUAGCCUUUUCUUGUUUUCUCCUGAAAGGAUAAGGGGACUGAAAGGAAGUCUAUUUUUCUCUCUCCUUGCUGAUGCUUUUUGAAAUGCUCUCAUGCAGGAGGCAUGCUCAGAAGUAGCGUGAAAGGAGGCAGAGAAGGAGAUUUAAAGAUGGAAAGGGCGGAAAGGGCGGAAAGCACCAAAACGUACGGCCAAGCCGAGGGCAAAGCUGUUGGCAUGGCAGCCAAGAGGGGCAAGUCAGGGGUGCCCCAGAGCGCCCAACGAGGGGAACUGAGGGUGUACCGUGCAGGUAGCUCUGAGGGGCGGCUUCCAGUGUCCUCCUCACUCCGCAAGCAGAGGUCCAUGACCAACCUGGCCGUGCUCACCGAUGCAGAGAAAAAGAUACACCUCUACGAGCCCAAGUGGUGUGAUGACAUGGCCAAGCCUGGAGCAGGACCCCUCAAGGCAGGCAAGCCCAAGCUGGCAGGAGGGGGUGGCGGUGGCGGACGAGGGGGCGCGCCACUCUCACGCAACCUCUCCAAGUCAGAGCACUCUCUCUUCCAGGGCAAACCCAAAACCUUCAGCCCAUUGGCGGCUCCUUCUGGUCUGGUCAGACCCAGUCAGAGCCGGAUCCCCCGGGCGCCGUAUGCAGAGGUGAAGCCCCUGAGUAAAGCCCCUGAGGACGGAAAAUCUGAUGAUGAGAUUCUCUCCAGCAAGGCCAAGGCUGCCAGCAAGAAGCAGGCAGUGGGAGCUUCUGUGGAGUCAGAGGCCAAGAGCCAAGGGGAUGGGAGCCAAUCCUCCUUCCUCAAGGUGGAUCCAGAGCUGGUAGUGACUGUCCUGGGUGACCUGGAGCAGCUUCUCUUCAGCCAGAUGCUGGACCCAGAGUCUCAGAGGAAACGUACGGUGCAGAACGUCCUUGACCUCAGACAGAACCUGGAAGAUACCAUGUCCAGUCUACGGGGAGCCCAACUCAGCCAUGGCUGUCUGGACAGCAGUACUGUUUGCUACGACAGUGACGAGACCAACGGCCGCAGCAUGUCCAGUCAGUCAAACCGCUCCUCUCCUCUCUCCUGGCGCCACGGCCAAUCCAGCCCCCGGAUGCAGGCUGGAGACGCUCCUUCUUCCACGGGCAGCGGUGGGUACCAGGGGGGCAAGGCCGGGUCCCAGUACACGGCCCACACAAUGCCCGCCCGAGUCUCCAGCCGUUUCAGCCACUCCUCCCGAAUGGAGCUCAUCGAAGGGCUGGAUGUGGAUGAUGCGGACCUCAAGUCUGGUUACCUGAGCGACACCGACCUGCUGGGCAAGAGUAUGCCAGAGGAUGACGACGACAACCUGGCCAAUGGCUGGGAAGAGAGCAGCUCCAUCAGCAGUGGGCUCAGUGAUGGCUCUGUAGACAACCUCAGCUCCGAGGAGUUCAACGCCAGCUCCUCCCUCAACUCUCUACCCACCACACCCCUCGGAUCCAGACGCAAUUCCUCUGUCAUGCUCCGCACCGAUGCUGAGAAGCGCUCCCUGGUGGAGAGUGGCCUGUCCUGGUACAGUGAGGAUGCCAAGGCCGCACGCAAGAUGGACGGGGGCAGCUACGAAACUGGGAGCCUCAAGACCGAGACCCCCAGCAAGUGGAGGAAGUCCUCGAGACCCAUGGAGAGUGCUAGUGAGGACGCAGGGGUCAAAGGGGAACUGAGGAAGCCCCAGAUCCUGGGUCAGCCAGGGAACUUUAAUAAGAAGGGGCGCCACCCUCCUGUGGGCGUGACCUCACCCAUUACCCACACCUCUCAGAGCGUGCUCAAAGUGGCAGCACCAAAGAGUGACCACAGGGCGGUGGACAAGACAAAGAUGUCUGUGAAGGCUGCUGGGCUGCAGCGAUCUCGUUCUGACGCCGGGAGGGAUCAUCUUCCGCAGAACCGGGAACUCCGCAAGCCCCCAUCCGGCCUGGUCAAGCCCUCUGCCGGGGCCUCGUUCGGCUACAAGAGGCUCCCGACCACCAGCACUGCCACCGUAAUGACAGCAGGGGGCAGUACCAUCUCUGGUGGCUCUGCCACCUUGGGCAAGAUGCCCAAGUCUUCUGGCAUCCCAGUGAAGCCUCUGGGAGUUGGAGGAGGAGGAGGAAGAGUGGGACGUAAGAAUAGCUUUGACGCCACCGGCAGUGAGGAGGGGGGCUUCCUGGGGCCCAGCGCCCGUAACAGCCUCCAGUACCGCAGCCUGCCACGCCCCGCCAAGUCCAGCACCCUCAGCCUGAUCGGCCGCCCUGGGUCGGCCCGGCCCGCCAGCAGCUGCAUGGACCCCGGCAUGCUCAGCCUGAAGCCUAUCUCCAUGGCCUGCCCCGGCCCCAGGGGGAAAGAGACUGGCAGUGGAAGCACUAAGGGGGGCAGUCGAGGAGGGAGCACAGGCCCUGUCAACCAGACAGACAGGGAGAAGGAGAAGGAGAGGGCUAAGGCCAAGGCAGUGGCGUCUGAUAUGGGCUCCCUGUGUGGCUCUCUGAAGAUGGCAGACUGUCAGGGUGAUUCUACUGGGGAGACUAGCGCCAAACUGCAUGGGCUGCGUAGGGCCAGCAGCAGCAAAUACCCUGAGCUCUCAUCACCCACCACUCAGAGGAUGCUGAGCUGCAAAUCUCUGGGUCGGCCUCCCAGCCUGGCACACCUGGACAAGGUCAACUCCAACAGCCUGGACUCGUGCGUGACCAUUCAGGACCUCCCUCCUAAAGUGCCCCCCUACUCCAAGCUCCAGGACCUGGCUGGGUCCGUGCCACACAGCACCAUCCCCCGGGGCAUCACCCCCAGCCCAGCACCCAUCCUGCACCUCGACUCCCCCAGCUGCUACCCCAACCAGACCCUGUCCAUGGGCGGCUCUCCGCUGCUCUACCCCAAACUGUCUGGCCUACACCGCAGCAUGGAGUCACUUCCCCUCACCAUGAGUGUUCCUCCCAGUGGAGGAUAUAUCAGGGCAGAGUCCAGAGACAGGGACAGGGACAGCUACAGAGACAGGGACAGGGAGGAGACGAGGAGCACAGGGACCUGGGGUGCUGGGAGCAGGACCUCCCUCAAUCUCCCAGACAGUUUGCAAACAGACAGGAACACCUUACCCAAGAAAGGAUUAGGGUAUGUCAAUCGCUACAGCUCUGGUCUGUCAGAGGAUCAGUCGGAGGGGAAGGAGAGGCGUCACUCUCACACCGCAGUGAGCCUGAUGGAGAGCGAGAGCCCCCCUCAGCUGCCAUCGCCCACCCACAUUCCCCACCUCUCCUCUGGCAAGGCUGUCCUCACUAACGUGGUUGCCCCCAUCCCGAGCGGUGCCCCCAGGAUAACCCGCUCCAACAGUAUCCCCACCAACGACAUGUCCUUCGACCUGUAUGGCACCUCUCCACUGGGCAGCACCAUGUCACUGGCCGACCGGCCCAAGAGCAUGAUGCGCUCUGGAUCCUUCCGCGAGCCUGGGGAUGACUGUGAGACAGCUAGCACAUUCCAUGGCUCUGUCCUCUCCUUGGCAUCAAACACUUCAUCCAACUAUUCCUCGACCGAGGAGCGGAUACAAGGAGAGCAAAUCCGCAAGCUGAGACGCGAGCUGGAGAACUCCCAGGAAAAAGUGGCCAACCUGACUACCCAGCUGUCUGCCAACCUAGGACAGGCUAAUUUGGUAGCAGCGUUCGAGCAGAGCCUGCAACUGAUGACGUCACGUCUACAGACCCUGUCGGUCAGCCAGGAGCAGAAGGUACCGGACUCUGAGCUGACUGAUCUGAAGGAGACCAUAGAGAUCCUGAAGACGAAGAACACAGAGGCCCAAGAUAUCAUCCAUGUGGCCCUCAGCAACCCUGAAAUCCCUCCUGAAGAGCUUCAGAUGAAGAGGCAGAACUCGUCCGAGAGCAUCUCCAGCCUGAACAGUAUCACCAGCCACUCCAGCUUGAGCAGUCUGAAGGAGCAGGAGGCCAAGAAGAAGAAGAAGAGCUGGCUGAGGAGUUCCUUCAACAAGGCGUUCAGUAAGAAGGGUUCAAAGCUCUCUGCUUCGUACGCUGACAUCGAGGAGAUCGCCACUCCAGAUUCCUCUGCUCCCUCCUCUCCUAAGAUCACCAUCCACCACGGGGACAGGGCUGGGGACGGGGACAACCCUCCCUCUGUGAUGAGGUCCUCUGUCUCUGCAUCCUCCUCUGGGCUGUGUGAAGGAGGCGAGGAUCCCCCGGAGGAUGAGAAGGUUGUGUCUACGCUGCGCUCGGCCCUCUGGGAGAAGGAGAGGAAGCUGACGGACAUCCGCCUGGAAGCCCUUAGCUCCGCCCACCAGCUGGAGCAACUGCAGGAGGCCAUGAACAACAUGCAGAUGACAGUGGAGAACCUGAAGGCAGAGAAUGACCAGUUGAAGACAGGAGGUCCUUCAACCUCCACCUCCCAGUCCUCCAGCUUGGCAUCACUGGGCACUGCCUCGCCACGUGAAUCUGUUGCCAUAUCUCUGACCAAGACCUUAAGCAUGAGCCUGGGAGAGGGCAGCUCCCCUGACCUGUUCCAGACAGAAGCCGUCAGUCUCCCCUCUCACAGAGACGACCCACGUGUCAGAGUGGUGGUUCGUGUGGCCAACCUGCGCAUUUUCAAAGAUGAAGUGAAACAGCAGGACUUCUUCAUCGGUACUGUGAGGGUUAACGGCAGAAUGGACUGGCCUAUGUUGGAUUUGGCUGUCGGCCAGGCUUUUAAGGUGUACAUAGCCAAGGUGGACCCAACCUCCAGCCUGGGCCUGUCUACAGACUCUAUCUACAGCUACAGUAUGAACCACAUCAGGAGGGUGCUGGGAGGAGAGUUGCCAGAGAGCCAACCCUCACACUGUGUAUCCAAGGGGCCCAGCGGCGUCACUGUUACACUCAAAGGUCUGAAGGAAAAGUGUGUGGACAGCCUGGUGUUUGAGACGCUCAUCCCCAAGCCCAUGAGCCAGCACUACAUCAGCCUGCUGCUGAAGCACCGCCGCCUCAUCCUGUCUGGGCCGAGCGGCACCGGCAAGACCUACCUCACUUCCCACCUGGCAGAGUACCUGGUGGACCGGAGCGGCCGAGACCUCACCGAUGGCAUCGUGGUCACCUUCAACAUGCACCGCCAGUCAUGCAAGGAUCUCCAACUCUACCUGUCCAACCUGGCCAAUCAGAUCGAUCGGGAAAGCAGCACAGCUGAAAUCCCAUUGGUGGUUAUCCUGGAUGAUAUACAUGAUGCCAUUUCCAUCAGUGAGCUUGUCAAUGGGGCCCUCACCUGCAAAUACCACAAAUGUCCUUACAUCAUUGGAACUACCAACCAGCCAGUGAAGAUGACCCCGAACCACAGCCUGCACCUCAGCUUCAGGAUGGUGACCUUCUCCAAUAACGUGGAGCCAGCCAAUGGCUUCCUGGUGCGUUACCUGCAUAGGAAGUUGAUGGAGGCGGAGGAUGAGAGGAGCCUGGCCAACGAGGACCUCCUCAGGGUGCUGGACUGGGUACCCAAGCUGUGGUACCACCUGCACACCUUCCUGGAGAAACACAGCACCUCUGACUUCCUCAUCGGCCCGUGCUUCUUCCUGUCCUGUCCUGUGACUGUGGAGGAGUUCCGCUCCUGGUUCAUUGACCUGUGGAACCUCUCCAUUAUCCCCUACCUGCAGGAAGGAGCCAAGGAUGGCAUUAAGGUGCAUGGUCAGAAGGCAGUGUGGGAGGACCCAGUGGAGUGGGUGAGGGGCACCCUGCCCUGGCCCUCAGCCCAACAGGACCAGGCCAAGCUGUUCCACCUGCCUCCCCCCAGCAUGACCUCUGGAGGCCCCGGCCAGCCCAGUGAGGCCUCAGCCAGGCCUCUUAAUAAGGAAACCCCACCGAGCUCCAUGGACACCCUGGACCCUCUGAUGGCGAUGUUGUUGAAGUUGCAAGAGGCAGCCAACUACAUUGAAUCUCCAGAGAGAGAAACAAUGGACCCCAGCCUCCCUACACUUUGAACAUCAUCUUCAUCUGUAGACUCAAAACCUAGCACUUCAAAUAGCCCUACUUCUUUCCCCUAUGUGAACUUCAGUGUAUAAAAUUCAGGAACAAAAACUUUCCAACAUAGUUUUCUGCUAAUUUUCUAACUUAUCUUGAACCUUAGCAAAAAACAAUCAUACUCCAUGUGGUUGAUUGAUUGAGAAGCUGUUUUGUUAUGUUGUUUUGAAACUUUAUUCAAUCAUGCCAAGUCAUUCCAAAAGACAUUAUAGCGAUGUUUAGAUUUUCUAUUUCUGUCGAUUUUUCUUGAACUAGAGGUUAUAUUCACAGCAUAAAGUGUCUUUCUCUUUACAGAAGACGUAUCUCUACCACUUCUGCCCUCAAUAGAAACAGGUGCUAAUUAUCUAGAUAAUAAGUAUUACUCUUUAGAAAUUCAUCCUCAUCUCUCAUUGGUCUAAGCAGGUGAUUCUUCCAACAGCACAUUUAAAAGACAAAAAAAAAGCAAAUUUUUGCUUAUCUGCUUUUGCUCAACAACAGCAACAUAGCCUGCAAUGUGUCUGUAAAAUCAAGUCAGUUUGAAACCUGUUUUCGGCUUAUUAGAAAGAGUAUGACGGCAUGUUGUUGGCAUGUCAGGUUGUGUAGUGUCCUGGUCCUGAAUACAUAUCUAUCUAUCACUCUUUGAAGGCCAAAUCUUAGACAUAUGCAACUGUUAUACAUAACCAGGUGAACUGUUUUGACUCUGUGCUCUAACAAACUGAAUGCCUUAAUUAAUACAUCUAUUCCUGAUGGUCACCUCGAGAUGAACAGCAGUAUUCAAUCGUGGUGCUUUGCUUUCAUCACCAUCGCCUCAGAGCAGAGUAGUGCGAGGACAUUCACUUGUCCCUCCCUCACAUGGUUCUGGGGUCACAUGGUUCCGGGGUGAUUUUAAAUGUCAUCUAAGAUAUAUUUGACAGAUAACUAUGUUGCAGGUAGGGUAGAUGGUGAUGAUCAGGGUUUCUUUGUCAAGUGAGAAAAUAUAGGGUUGAACAGAGCAGAACACAGACACACGAUUAUUUCCUAUGGUUAAUAUCUUUCAUUAUUAUUCACGGCAAAAUCUGUGCAAAAUUACAAACGCUGUCAUACUCAUUACUAAAACAGGGGGGGGAAAAUCAGUACAUACUAAUCUCAGCUUCUGUGGUACUAGUUCAUUGGUUUGUUGCAGGCAGCAUACGUUAUAUUUAUUUGACUGAACAUAUAUUUCAAAUCUAACUACCUGUUUUGAAGAAAUAAGGCCAUGACAGUACUACUUUCAUAUAAAUCAGGUAUUACUAAGUUAUUUUGUAUGAAUAAUGCUUGAGCAACUGCUAUUUGCUUAUAGCUUAGAUAUUUCUCAACUUCUAUUUUUAAGAUGGUGAGGUAUCAUCUAAUAUAUUCCACGCAAUUAUCCAAUAUAGUUACUGUGCUCAAUUCUUUAUGUAGAUAUUGAUUUCAGUUUUAUCUACACUAGUUGCAUGGUGCAAAUAUCUUAUAUGCUGAACCAAAUAUUUUACUGUAAUCUUGCAUAUUGACUGUCUGGUUAGGGGUCAGAGCAUAAAAGUGCUUAAAAGAAUGAACAUGUAGAUAUUUUCCUCAAUAUGUUAGCCAUGUAACAUUGCAGAUCAUUUAGGUGCUUUUGAAUGUAGACGUUUUACAAAGCUACUGUCUCAUUCCUUGCAAAAACAUGUUUUUAGACCUACAUCAAGAUGGGUGAGUGAACGGGUGCGUUCUCUGUUGCACCCCACAAACCAUUGUAAUCAGACACAGGUUAACAAUCUUACAUCUAUUGUAGCUGCCAAUGGCGCUGUCCACUUUUUGACUGGUAAUAUUGCUUUGCUCAUCUUCGGUUUAGUUAAUGACAAUUAAGACACAGCAUAAAAAUCUAUUUGCUCAUCAGCAAUGAUCAAGGGCCAUUUCCCAGUUCAGUGUCAUACAUAUAGGAAGAUAAACGUAUGAAAAUAAGAUCUAAAAAAAAUGAAAUUGUAAAGUAGCGUGGGUUACAUUAGUUACAAAAGAUACAUCUGGACAUACUGACUGAUGCUGAAACAAUGUAGGAGAAUGUCUCUGUUUUGGUCUCUUCACAUUAAUAAUGUAUAAUCUCUUGAUCAUAAGUCACCUGUAUAUAAACUUUGAAAUGAAUGUUCAAUUGCUUUCUUUGUACAAUAGUUAUCACAACAGAAAGAAAUGUUGCAAACUAUUAAGGGUCAUUACUAAGCAAAGUGGAACUAAACCACGAUGAUUACGUUAAAACAUUAUACUUUUUUGUUGUUUUGCUUUUGCAUCAAACUGUUAAUCAAAUCAAUGACAUCAAACUAUUAAGUCCAAAGUCCAUCUGAUGACAUCAAACUGUUAAUAAGUUAAAUGCAAACUGAUGACAUCAUACUAUUAAUGAGCCCAAAGUCCAGCUGAUGACAUCAAACUGUUAAUGAGUCCAAAGUCCAUCUGAUGACAUCAAACUGUUAAUAAGUUAAAGGCAAACUGAUGACAUCAUACUAUUAAUGAGCCCAAAGUCCAGCUGAUGACAUCAAACUGUUAAUGAGUCCAAAGUCCAUCUGAUGACAUCAAACUGUUAAUGAGCCCAAAGUCCAUCUGAUGACAUCAAAUUAUUAAUGAGUCCAAAGUCCAUCUGAUGACAUCAAACUAUUAAUGAUCCCAAAGUCCAUCUGAUGACAUCAAACUAUUAAUGAGUCCAAAGUCCAUCUGAUGACAUCAAACUAUUAAUGAGUCCAAAGUCCAUCUGAUGACAUCAAACUAUUAAUGAGUCCAAAGUCCAUCUGAUGACAUCAAACUAUUAAUGAGUCCAAAGUCCAUCUGAUGACAUCAAACUAUUAAUGAGUCCAAAGUCCAUCUGAUGACAUCAAACUAUUAAUGAGUCCAAAGUCCAUCUGAUGACAUCAAACUGUUAAUGAGUCCAAAGUCCAUUUGAUGACAUCAAACUAUUAAUGAGUCCAAAGUCCAUCUGAUGACAUCAAACGGUUAAUGAGUCCAAAGUCCAUCUGACGACAUCAAUCUGUUAAUGACUUGAAGUAAAUGGCCUUUGCUUCUCUGUGUGGUCACAUUAUUGCAGGUUUGCAUUUUUUGUUAUGAAUCUUGUUCUGGUGGCAGCUCUGCAGAGUGGUUACUAGCUAGCACAGCCACAAAGUCAUUAACUCUAAUGUUUAACCUAACCUCUAACAUUAACCACACUACUAACCUAAUGUCCUAACCCUAACCUUAAUACAUUAAAUUCAAAAGGUAUUUUUUAUUUGUACAUUAAUUUUUAUGAUGUAGCCUAUUUUGACUAUGCAGCUGGCCCAUCUAGUGGAAGUCUCUCAGUUCUGGCACAAAAUCAAGACCCAAUAAGUGUCAACCUGACACAUUUUUACAAAUUGAAAGAAUUCUGUGAUGAAUCAUAUGUGGGGAAAAUGCACCUUUGGUCUAUCCAUUUUACAAUGACACCAUGAGACCCAUCUGAACCUUCUAUAAUCUUAAUAAUUAGCCUCAUUAACUUGAACAAAACUAUCAUGUAGGCUCCCAAUCUGCCAUUGUACAAACACUGCAUUGUUUUGCUAUUCAGAAGAGUAUGAAAGUAUAGUACAGUAUAUCCUGUAUCUAUGUAUGCAGGUAAACAAAUGCCAUUCUGUUUGUUCUUCAUCUCACUCACUGGUCGUUGUGGCUGUUGCUCUGUAGUGGCUGUGCUGUGUGUUUGAUAACAAUCUUGUGUAUCAGGACUAUGCAGCAACUUUUACUGGUUUUGGCAAUCAGAAGAAAGAAAAAAACAGUUUAAAUUUGUUUUGAAAGCUAACAGACACAGUUUACUUCUGAUUUGCAUUGCCCCAGUCUUGCAGUAAGUUGGACCAAAUGAUAUGUUACCAGAUAUGCUUGACUAUGCCUUAAUGUGAAUUGUGAUGCAAGUGUUGCAUUAUGAGAGAGAGCGAGUGAGUAUGUGACCUUCAAAAAUGUAAGGGAUGCCUUGUGUUAUGAGUAGACUGACUUUGUGAAGGUUGUUAGAAUAUGUGUGAUGAAAUCAUUGGUCCCACAAGACACCACUUGACUGAAUUGGAAGUGGUAGAACCUCUGCUUUAGAUCACUGGGUUGUACCUUUGUGGCACACAGAAGAUCUGGAUUUGAACAUAGGUCGGUCAAGAGGGAUAUGACAGUGUAAGCCUAGGUUCUAGAGGUUCUACAGCUUGUUGUCAAAACGGAUUAGGCCCUAAUUGCAGUUCGGCACAAUUGAACUAUUAUCCAAGAACAAAGUUCAUAGUUCAAAAUGAAAACUAGAUUUUCAAGAAAUCGAAGAUAAAUCAAUGUUUCUAUAUAAGCAGGUUCCUCUUAAAAACUUAACGAAUAUGAAUUAUUAUUCUAAAUGAAGUAUUUCCACUUGAUGAAGGCCAAUACAGGUUGCUGAAUAGUCAUAAUUAUUUUGCAAAGCUUGUUAUUGACUCAAAAUAAAAAUGGUAAUAAUGGUCGCUAAUGUCAUUGACGUGCAAUUGUGAUGGAUUUCUAAAUGUUGUAGAUGAGUGUGUGAACAGAACAUGUAAUAGCAUUACGUUAUCGUUAGGGGUUCACUAUAUAGAUUAAUCUUUUCAUUUUUAAUACGCUGAUAUUUGAGAUUUCUUUUUCUAAUGAAUCCUUUGUAAAUCUCAUUGAUCUAUUUUGUACAUGACAUCAUAAUUGUAAACCUUGUAAAUACUUCAGCAUACUGUAAGCGACAACAAUCAUUCAGGAAAAGAAAACUCCAUAUAGGCCUACUACAAGA